GAUUUGUCGGUUAUGUGGUUAUGGCAUACCGGUAGCAACGUCGACGCCAUUUUAAGGAGUGUUAGUGUCUAAAGAUGCAGUUGUUCCUGUAUUCGUUUUAAUUAAUCGAGUGAGAGUAAAGUUGACGUAUUAUUAUAAUAUUUCAACAAAAUGACGCAAUUUUUACCUCCGAAUUUACUUGCGCUUUUUGCUCCUCGCGAUCCAAUACCUUAUUUGCCACCAGCCAGCAAGCUUCCACACGAAAAGAAGAAUGGAGGAUAUAUUGGCGUUGGAGCAUUUCUCAAAUAUUUUGAGGAUCCGAAAGAUACCCCACCACCUGUACGCGUUGAAACUCGAGAAGAACGUUUGGAACGCCGUAGGAGAGAACGUGCCGAGCAAGUUGCUUAUAAGUUAGAACAAGAAAUAGCAGUAUGGGAUCCUGCUGGUAUUCCAAACGUGACUGCGGAUCCUUUUAAAACUUUAUUUGUAGCAAGAAUAAAUUAUGAUACAUCGGAAUCAAAGCUUAGGAGGGAAUUUGAAGUCUAUGGACCGGUAAAAAAGAUUGUGGUAAUUCAUAAUACAAUAAAUGGCAAACCUAGGGGAUAUGCUUUCAUUGAAUAUGAGCACGAAAGAGACAUGCACUCGUGGUGGCCGCUGCCGGCAACUAGUGCCGUUCACUAUUCCAUGCAAUCCCUGAACCUGCCUGAUAUGAUAGCUGCGUAUAAGCAUGCCGAUGGUAAGAAAAUAGAUGGUCGCAGAGUGUUGGUUGACGUGGAGCGUGCAAGAACGGUAAAAGGGUGGCUCCCUCGACGACUUGGUGGUGGUCUAGGUGGUACUCGCAGAGGUGGACCUGAUGUGAAUAUAAAGCACUCCGGUAGGGAAGAUAACGAAAGAGAAAGAGAACGAUAUCGUCUCGAGCGAGAGAGGGAAACCUCAGGACGAGGGUUGGACAGGGACAGGGAUCGUGAUCGUUUAGACAGAGAACGCAGAAGGUCACGCGAUCGUAAACGAAGAUCAAGGAGUAGGUCACGCGACCGAAAACGUAGACGUAGUCGAGAUCGUUUACCGGAUCCUGACAUUGAGGAAAUUCAAAGAGACGAACGACCACGCGACAGAAGAGAUCGCGAUCGUGAUCGAGAUCGUGAUCGAGAUCGUAAAAGGAGUAACGAUCGUGAUCGCGAUCGCGAUAGGGAUAGGAAGAGAAAUAAGAGAGACAGAGAUCGUGAGCGCAGGGAUAGAAAAGAUCGUGGUGAUCGUCAAGACGAAGAUACCAAGGAAAUUCGUAUUAAGGAAGAACCUUUGGAUGAUUAUCCCGAUUAUAGUAACACGUUUUCAACGUCAGGAUCGUAUUUCACCGCGGUCAAGUAUGAAGAUGAUAACGAUCAAGAAGUCGAAGAAAAAUAUAGAAUUCCCGAAGGUCGCCCUGAUCCACCCCCAUACAAUAAUUACGACUCUGUACAAGAUUAUUGAUCUCAGUAAUAUGCCUUAUGACGUUUUCUCUCUGCCCGCGACGAAUCGAUGCGACCAUCAAUAAUGUUAUAUUGUAUUUCCUAUUGUUAUUAGUGUAAUGCUGUACUUACCGCAUUUGAGUACCGAAUUGUAUAGUGGAAUGGAAAAUUAAUGACCAGAUAUUCUAUUGGCAUAUUGCAAGGUAAGCAGCUUUGAUCUACGUUUAUAAUUAGCCGUUCCUUGGUAAUUAAUUUAGAAAUAUAUAUUUUUCGUCGUUGGAACGAAAGGUAAAAUUCCAUUGAAAUUUUUAAGAUUGGAAUGUAUUAAAUACAAUAUUCUAGCAGUUCAAACAGAACCUCGCAAUAUGGAACACACACAGAAGUUCAUAAACGUUUUCAACCUUAUUGCUACCACGAAUAAAAGUACUGUCACUCGCUGUAUUUGUACAUACAUAAUAUGAGUAUAUGGAUGAAUUGAAA
Molecule: messenger RNA, 1907 nt
Organism: Vespula pensylvanica (western yellowjacket)
Lineage: Eukaryota; Metazoa; Arthropoda; Insecta; Hymenoptera; Vespidae
Gene: snRNP-U1-70K
Product: U1 small nuclear ribonucleoprotein 70 kDa-like
Biological process (GO): mRNA splicing, via spliceosome
Cellular component (GO): precatalytic spliceosome; U2-type prespliceosome; U1 snRNP
Molecular function (GO): mRNA binding; U1 snRNA binding
Source: RefSeq, a predicted model, not a curated record